Messenger RNA from Capsella rubella, 3051 nucleotides. RefSeq lists its product as uncharacterized. The coding region runs from base 1 to 3051 and encodes 1016 amino acids. The transcript has a single exon. Gene Ontology annotation, molecular function: nucleic acid binding; RNA-DNA hybrid ribonuclease activity. Lineage: Eukaryota; Viridiplantae; Streptophyta; Magnoliopsida; Brassicales; Brassicaceae. The record is from RefSeq and is a predicted model, not a curated record.
AUGAGAGUAGGAGAUAUGAAUUCAAAGUACUUUCACGCUCAAACUAAAUGUAGGCGUGCAAGGAAUCGGAUAGUGGGCUUGUUUAAUACUCAAGAUAUCUGGUGUUCGGAGGACAAAGAUAUCUAUGGAAUCGCAACGGACUAUUUUAAUGAGUUAUUCUCGACCAGUAAUCCGUCUGCGUUUGAGGAGGCUUUAGGCGGAAUACAGACCUUGAUUUCGGAAGAGGAAAAUAGAUCUCUUACGCAGGCAGUGACGGAGAAGGAAAUUAAAGAUGCUCUUUUUAUGAUGAACCCGGAAAAGGCUCCAGGGCCGGAUGGUAUGACAGCAUUAUUUUUUCAACAAGCUUGGGGGGUGGUAAAGGAGGAUUUAGUGUUUGUAGUAAACUCUUUCUUUCAAGACGGGGUUUUUGAUAAACGGUUGAACAGGACAAAUAUUUGUCUAAUUCCAAAAGUGGAGAGACCAACCCGAAUGGCGGAAUUCAGACCGAUAAGUUUGUGUAAUGUGAGCUACAAGGUUAUAUCAAAAGUUCUUUGUCAACGGUUAAAACAGGUGCUACCGGGUCUUAUUUCGGAAACACAAUCGGCAUUUGUCCCAGGCAGACUAAUAUCCGAUAAUAUUUUGAUUGCUCAGGAGAUGUUUCACGGGCUUCGAACAAAUCAGGCAUGUAAAAACAAGUUUAUGGCUAUUAAGACAGAUAUGAGUAAGGCGUACGAUAGAGUCGAAUGGGAAUUUGUAGAGAGGUUAUUACGCAAGUUUGGCUUCUCAGAGAAAUGGAUUUCAUGGGUCAUGUUUUGUGUGUCUUCGGUGGAAUACAAUGUGUUAAUUAAUGGACAACCUCAGGGAUCCAUAAUUCCGGAACGAGGUUUACGGCAGGGUGACCCGUUAUCUCCAUAUAUAUUCAUUUUGUGUACAGAAGUAUUAAUUGCAAAUAUUCGGAGAGCGGAAGGGGCGAAACAAAUUUCGGGUAUUAAGGUGGCAAACAAAAGCCCGCCAAUCUCUCAUUUAUUAUUUGCUGAUGACAGUCUUUUUUUCUGCAAAGCUAACAAAGAGCAGGGUGCUGUUAUUCUGGAUAUUUUAAAAAGGUAUGAAUUGGUGUCUGGCCAACAAAUAAACUUUGCAAAGUCCUCAAUACAGUUUGGUCACAAGGUGGAUGAAGUUACCAAAACGGAGAUUCAGGGGGUACUAGGUAUAACAACCAUGGGGGGAAUGGGAACUUAUCUCGGGCUCCCAGAGAGCAUUGGUGGCCCAAAAACCAAAGUUUUUUCAUUUGUUCAGGAUAGACUUAAUAACCAUAUUAGUGGUUGGUCGGCGAAAUUACUGUCGAAGGGAGGUAAAGAGGUGAUGAUUAAAGCAGUGGCAUCUGCAUUGCCAACAUAUGUGAUGUCCUGCUUCCGGUUACCCAAAUCGGUUACAACUAAGCUUACUAGUGCUGUGGCGAAUUUUUGGUGGGGAUCAAAUGGAGGUGCUGGGGGAAUGCAUUGGUGGGCUUGGGCAAAAUUGUGUGACAGUAAACAGCUGGGCGGUCUGGGGUUCCGGGAUGUUCAAGAUUUUAAUUCGGCCCUUCUGGCGAAGCAGUUGUGGAGACUGAUGGAGUUCCCUGAUUCCCUAUUCGCAAAGGUUUUUAAAAGUCGGUACUAUCGGAAAUCUGACCCAAUGGCACAGAUUCGGACUUACUCUCCGUCUUAUGGUUGGCGGAGUAUUAUUUCAGCUAGAUCUCUGGUGCAAAAAGGACUUAUUAAAAGGGUUGGGUCAGGAGAGGCCAUAUCGAUAUGGACUGAUCCUUGGAUUCCAGCUCAAUUCCCGAGACCAGCUUCAAGUAUUGGGCCGUUUAAGGACCCAACACUUCUUCUAACUCAAUUUAUCGAUCGACAACGAAACAUGUGGCGUAUGGAGUUACUCAAACAGUUCUUUGAUCCGUCAGAUGUUUCUUUAAUUAAUGCGAUUCCUGUGGGUAAUUAUGCAGAGAAGGAUGCAUUAGGAUGGCACUUUACAAAACAUGGAAAGUAUACGGUUAAGUCAGGAUAUCAUACAGCAAGGUUGGUGACCUCGGAGGGCUUUAAGCCUGUGGUUUGUGGUCCUCUACUCACACCUUUGUUUGCUAAGAUUUGGAAAGUACGUUGCCCACGUAAAAUUCAACAUUUUAUGUGGCAACUGUUAUCUGGUUGCAUUUCGGUGGCAGCUAAUCUCCGAAGGCGAGGGAUCAACAUUGACCCUAGCUGUUCGAGGUGUGGUUCCCCGCUGGAAACGGUGAACCACGCUAUUUUCGAGUGCCCGCCGGCUCGUCAGUCGUGGGCUCUUGCCAACAUUUCUACGGGCCCAAAUUUUUUUCCGACGGAAUCUGUGUACGCUAAUAUGGCAUAUUUGUUAGAGCCUGACAUUCAGAAUAGUGGGGAUGGAAGUUUCCCAUGGAUCUUAUGGUAUAUCUGGAAAGCUAGAAAUACAAAGGUUUUUGAAAAUAUGGAUGACUGUCCAGCGGAUGUUAUUAAGUUGGCAAAGGAUGAGGCGACGACCUGGCAACGGGCACAACUGGAAGGUCUGGGUCAGGGGACAGGUAAUGGGGUUGGGGGUCUGCGGAAUUUGGGGGAAACUAGAGUCUUAAACAUUGACGUUGACGGGACCUGUUGUUUUGUUGAUGGUUCCUGGAAGAAUACGGAUCCGUAUGCGGGGUUGGGAUGGUAUUGCCCGCAAACACAAGAUGUACCGACAACUAUGGGAGCACAGACAAUCCGACGAAGUAUGUCUCCUCUACAUGCUGAAGUCGAAGCACUUGUAUGGGCGAUGCGUUGCAUGAUUGGACAUAACUUCACGGAGGUGAAGUUCUACACAGACUGUUCCGAUUUGGUGAAGAUGGUGUCUUCUCCGUGUGAAUGGCCGGUGUUCUCUGCUUACUUGGCAGAUAUUCAAGUUGAUAGGGAAGAAUUCGAGUCUUUUUCUUUGUCUCUUAUUUCUAGAAAUGCAAAUGUAAAAGCGGAUAGUUUGGCACGACGAGCUCGUGUUAACCCGCAUAUCGCUAAAUUUGUAAACAAUGUUCCGUCUGAUUGGCUCAUUUGA